Musca vetustissima is the source of this 1084-nucleotide messenger RNA. RefSeq lists its product as uncharacterized. The coding region runs from base 44 to 1078 and encodes 344 amino acids. The record is from RefSeq and is a predicted model, not a curated record. The transcript has 7 exons. Lineage: Eukaryota; Metazoa; Arthropoda; Insecta; Diptera; Muscidae.
AAAUACCAACAACAACAACAACAAUUGCCCAAAAAUAAUCAUUAUGAAUUGGUUAUGUUUUGGUAUAUUAACGGCGCUGCUAUGCCUCAGCCAAGUGGCGUCAUUGUCUUUAGAUCCAGUGGCCUCUGCCGAAUUGGAGCAGCACAUCAAGAAGGGUGACUGUGUAAUAUCCAUGCGUCACAUAAGACCACGACGUAAAUUACACAUCCCCAUUGAGGCCCUCUUUAUGAUUGAUUUUCCCACGUUGAAACAUAAAAUGUCCUUCUUCUUGGAUCGCAAACAACAAAGGGUAACCUUGGACAUUAGCGCCGGCGGUUCGAUGGAUUCCUUGCACUUCGAAAUACCCCAGAUUAAUGAGACGAGUACCAUACGUUCAUUGGCGUUACAUUUCCAUAAGAAUCGUAUAUCCCUGCUGGUAGACUGUAAGGAGACUUCGGCUCAUGAAAUCGAAAUGAAUCUUACGAAGCUGUAUACCCAAAUGGAUGAUCCUAUGGUGAAGUUGUUCCGUGAACGUAAAUAUCCCUUACAUUUCGAUGGUAAUGUGGAUGCUGCCCUGCAGAGAGCUAACUGUCAAAAGGGUUUGACUCGGCGCGGUAAUAGACGCAUGUUGAAGAAUAAAAUUUCUGAAAGAGAGAAGAACAAAAAACGUGAUGUUCGCAACUGGUACAAUCAAGAACCUGGCACCAGCGUUGAGCAUUAUCGCCAGCAGGCGAUACCCUUGGAUAUGGAUCAUCGUGGUGAUAUUCCAGUAAUGUCCGGUGAUUGUGAAGACGCCCUCGCAAAAUCCCUAAGCGAUUUAAUGGCUUUGGUAAAACUGCUACGUGAAGAUAUCGCCCACCAGCGCCAAGAAAUUGCCUAUCUGCGCAUGUUGCUGGAGAAUUGUGCCGGCUGCAAGGAAACCAAAGGUGACAAUGAUAUACAGCCAACAUGUCGUACCUCAAAUCCUUGCUAUCCAGGUGUCGAAUGCUAUGACAAUUUGUCAGGACCCAGAUGUGGCCGUUGUCCCCUAGGCAUGGUUGGUGAUGGUAAAAUUUGCAAACCAGGAGUAACCUGUGCCGAUCGCCCCUGUUAUAUGUGAGUACAC